Eimeria acervulina is the source of this 2670-nucleotide messenger RNA. RefSeq lists its product as hypothetical. Lineage: Eukaryota; Apicomplexa; Conoidasida; Eucoccidiorida; Eimeriidae. The transcript has a single exon. The record is from RefSeq and is a predicted model, not a curated record. The coding region runs from base 1 to 2670 and encodes 889 amino acids.
AUGAUGAACAGGGGGCCCCUCCCCCGACGCUCGGCAGUGCUAGCUGCUGCUGCUGCACAAGCAGAUGAAGAAACAGGGGCCCCCAAGGGCCUCCACCCAGCACCUCCACACCAAAUUGCCUCCUCUAAAAGACGCAAGAAACAUGAAGCUACAGACACUGCAGCACCGACUACAGCAGCAGCAGCAGCAGCAGCAGCAGCAGCAGCAACUGCAGCAGCAACUGCAGCAGCAACUGCAACACCUCCAGAGGCAGCAGCAGAAACAACAGCAGCAGAUGAGGGUCAACUGCAGCACAGCGUUCUUAGCGACGCCUUAAUACAGCAGGUGACGAAGUGCCCUGAUAGAGUCCCUAAGAUUGAAGUCCAGUUGCAGUGCAGCAGCAGCAGCAGCAGCAGCAGCAGCAGCAGCAGCAGCAGCAACUGCAGCAGCAAUAGCUUCAGCUGCCGAAUUACAUACCCCACUCUCCCCCCCUUCCGGGGGGUCGCGGUAUCCAAGGGGCCCCUCAUCAGUACAGCAGCAGCAGAGGGUUCCUACUUCAGCAGCAGCUGCAGCAGGUGCAGCAGCAGCAGCUCCUUGACCCCUAAUCCGGCGGUCCCUGAAGUAAGAGGCCGGGGUCCCCACCCUGCUGCUGCUGCUGCUGCUGCUAGGGCAAGGUUUGACCGUGCGCUGGAAGUAGCAGCAGCAGAUGUCUCUGCAGGGGCUUUGCGUCUGCCGCGGCUUUCGAUGAGGGUAGCAGCAGCAACAGCAGCAGAAACAGCAGCAGCAGCAGCAGCAGGGGGAGCAGCAUCAGCGGGAGCUGCUGAGGGUCAGCUUAGCUGCAGCAGGGAGAAGCGGCGGCAGCAUAAACCAGAAGAUGAUACAAAGACAGAUGCAGCGCUGCUGCGCUCUCCUGUGAAUUUCAAGGGGUAUGUAGGGGCCCCCAAUCUCGGAGGGGGCCCCCUUCCUGGGGGCCCUCUCCUUGUGCUGCUGGGGGGCCCCUCUGGCAGCGGGAAGAGCACGCUGCUGCCUCUGCUGCUGCACCUUUUAAUGCGUAGUUUUCCGCUGCUCAGCAGCUGCAGCAGCAGCAGCAACAGCAACAGCAGCAGCAGCAGCGGCGGCGGCGGCGCUUCCUAUCUGCUGCUGUCUACAGACGCACUUAGACAACUCCUGAGGACGGCUGCUGCUGCUGCAGGGGGCCCUGAAGCAGCAGCAGAAACAGCAGCAGCAGCAGCAGCAGCUGGGGGCCCCCAUCAGUCGCUUAUUAGGGAUCUUCUCUUCAGCAGCACUUACAAACUCAAACACAUUGCAGAGCAACAGCUGCAGCGAGCAGAAGCAGCAGCAGCACCAGGAGCAGAAGCAGCAGCAGCAGAACCAACAGCAGCAGCAGCAGCAGCAGCUACGCAAGGCAAUAAAGACAUCUCGCAGAUGCAGCACAAGAUAGAAAAUGAUAUAAGAGAAGAAUUAGGGUUUGUAAGGGGGGCCCCCGAGCCGACUGUUUGUUUAUCAUGCGGAGAGAGGGGCCCCUGCUCCUCUCUGCUUGGUAUGCUGCAGCAGGCGGUGUUGCUGCAGCAGCUUAUUCUAGAACCCCUUAUCACUUCCUUAAUGGGGCCCCCUACAACCCAGGGGGCCCCCAGCAAAGGGGGCCCCCCCCCCAAGCGGACCCCCAGUAAAGGGGGCCCCCUCCCCAAGGGGCCCACCAGUAAAGAGGGGGCCCCCAGCACUGGGGGCCCCCCCUUAAAGAACGGGGCUGCCGAUACCCUCAGCGAAGCUGGCAGCCCCGUAGAAGAAAAAGCAGCUAUUGCUGAGAAUAAAGAUGCUGCAGUAGGGGGCCCCAGUGCUGCAGGGGGCCCCCUUGGGGGCCCCCCUGGGGGGGCCCCUCAGUUGGUGUUAGUUGAGGGUGUUCAUCUAACGCCUGGGUUUGCUGCGCGCAUGCAGCGGCUGUAUGGAAGCCGUUGUUUGUCUCUUGUUGCUUUUUGCUAUUCUCGAGAGGAGCAUACAAGGAGGCUGGAGAAGAGACAGCCUGCUGCUGCUGCUGCUGCUGCUGCUGCUGCUGGUGCUGGUGAUGCUGAUGGGGGUGGGGCCAGCGGCGCUGCUGCUGCUGCUGCUGUUGCUGCCGCUGCUGCAGCCGCGGACGAAGAUGCAGCAGCGGCAGACAGAGAACGGCAGCAGCAGCAAGAAGCCCCAACGUGCAGCAAAUCGGAAGAACUAAGCUCUGAGGCGGGGGGAAGACAGAAGCAGCACGUCAGCAACAGCAGCAGCAACAGCAGCAGCAAAUCCAGCAGCUGCAGUAACAGGUACCUGCAAAAUCUCUCGUGCAUUCGGUGUGCGCAGCUGCACUUGUGUCUCGCUGCAGCUUCUACCCUCUCAAAGACCAGCAGCAGCGGCAUCAGCAGCAAGAGCAGCAGCAGCAAAACCAGCAGGACUAGCAGCAGCAGCAGCAGCAGCGGCUUGCAGGAGAACUACUUCCUCAGUGAGUUGUCUCCAAAGGGAGCAACAGCAGCAACAGCAGCAGCAGAUACUCAGGCUUGUCUUAAAGACCUCGCAAAGCAAAUUCUGGGGGCCCCCAGAUGGGGGCCCCCUGCAGGUGCAGCAAUUCCCCGCUGCUACCCAAUAGCGACAGACAGCAUCAACAGCAGUUUGCUGCUGCUGCAGCAGCUGGCGCAGAGCCAGUGGGCCUCCUUGCUGCAGUAA